AUGCUUCUGAAAGCCGCGCUUCGUCCCGGAGCAGCUUCUUGUGUUCUUCACUGGAUGGAUUGGAAGCGUCAGUGUCAACCGAUGGGUAGAGUUAGGCUCUCAACCUUACCAGAAGAGUUAAGCACAAAUAAAGGCCGAGGGAUGCAUCCUCUGAGCAUGGUCGAGGAUGAACAUUUCCAUGCGUUCGUCAAAGCCGUCGACCCCAGGAUCGCCUUACCUUGCCGCAAAACGCUAACACGUUCACUUCUUCCAGAAAUGUAUGCUGAAGCAAAGGCUAAGCUGGUGACUGAACUUUCUCUUGCGAACCACAUAUCAUUCAUCGCAGACUGUUGGACGUGGUUGACAAAUGCCAGUUAUAUGACUGUAACUGAACAUUUUAUCAACGAUCAGCUCAAAAUGGUUUCGCGUGUCCUUUCAACGUUGGUUCUCGAAGUUAGCAACACUUCGGAAAACAUUGCUGCAAAUCUUAAAUCCGUCAUUGCAGAUUGGGAUGUUCCAGAAGACAAAAUUUCAGGGAUUGUCACGGACAAUACAUCAAAUUUCAAGAGAGCUAUAGCUAACAUCUUGAAAUGGAAGCAUAUUCCUUGCUUUGCUCACACCUUGAGCCUUGCAGUCAAGGAUGCUAUUCAUGACAACCCUGAAUUUUACGCUAUCCUGAACAAAUGCCGAAAUAUUGUCACCAUCUUUCAUCACAGCGGACCGGCCACUCUGAAGCUUAACCAACUUUCUAGUGGCAGGAAGUCGCGGCUUCAGCAAGAGUUGCCAGAGUGGGAGACCUUGGCUGGUGCAAAAGCUCUCUAUAAACCAUUCGAUAUCCUUACUCAAGACUUAAGCUCCCAGUAUUAUCCAUCCAUCUCUAAGGUUCUUCCGUCCACCAGACUACUUCAGGAGCACCUGACGGAGAUCCGCAAUCAAGAUUUCAAUGAUUUUCUUAUAAUGAUGUUUAGUGCACUGAAUUUGAACAUGAAAGCUCGUUUUCUGGAUUUCUAUCAGAAUUCUUCGCAUAUAGGGUCGAGCUACCUGGAUGCUCGUUUGAAGACCGAAUAUCCUUCUCCGAAUCAUUCGUCCGUCGAUGCAGACUUUGCAGAAAAAGGGUUGUUGUGGAAAUGA
This is a messenger RNA of Daphnia magna, 1110 nucleotides long. RefSeq lists its product as uncharacterized. NCBI's taxonomy places the organism in Eukaryota, Metazoa, Arthropoda, Branchiopoda, Diplostraca, Daphniidae. The transcript has 5 exons. The coding region runs from base 1 to 1110 and encodes 369 amino acids. The record is from RefSeq and is a predicted model, not a curated record.